Messenger RNA from Caenorhabditis sp. 36 PRJEB53466, 1052 nucleotides. NCBI's taxonomy places the organism in Eukaryota, Metazoa, Nematoda, Chromadorea, Rhabditida, Rhabditidae. The record is from the annotation of a GenBank genome assembly.
AUGAGCAGCCGUGGUAAGCCCGUUUCUCAUCCGGGACACACUUCCGAACCAUUCCAUUUCAGGAUCAUACAUCUCCGGCGUCAAUCCAUCGUUCAAGGAAAGACGACCCUUCCGUAAGUUUGCGAUUCAAAAAACAGAAUCUGACCGACUAGUACACUUUUGGUUGGCUUCCAAACCCGAAGAUAAGCGAUAGUAUCAUGAGACGUCUUCCACUGGUGUCUGAUGCAUUCCGAGACGCCGCCAUUCUCUAGUUUCAACCUUUGUUCAACUCGGUCUCGCUGCGUCUCUUGCCACUUUCAGCCUCACUCGCUUUCCACUUCUGUGAGAAAGGGUCAGAGACGCAGAACACAGACUCGUCGCGUCAUGCGUAUCGCCUAGAGAGCACGGGAAACGAGGAGACCGUUUGCGGAGAGGCAUGUGAAAAUCAGCUGAUCUGGACCGAAUGUUAAUGUUGAGAGGGGGACUGGCGACAGGGAACAUUGCGUAAUAAUUGGGUGCUGGCGGCUCGGAGUGAUACGGAGAGAGACGGAAAGGGAGACGGCUGGUGGCCACCGGAGAUUACGGUGGUUGCACUUGAUUAGAAGUUCACAUUACGAUGACUAUGUAAGAGCAAAGUUCAGUAGUAAGGGCGUCUAAAGUUUAACAAGUGCAAGACUCGGACAUUCUGAGAUUUCCAGACGAGCGCCAAAAGGAUGUGGAGGAGAUUCGCAGUCAGCAGCCUAACAAGGUGCCCGUCAUCAUCGAAAGAUUCGACGGAGAGCGCAGUCUUCCGCUCAUGGAUCGGUGCAAGUUUCUGGUGCCGGAGCACAUCACCGUCGCCGAACUGAUGUCGAUCGUACGGAGACGGUACGCCGAUCUUUCUCUCCAAAUCCAUUCUAUUUUCUUCCAUUUUCAGUCUUCAACUCCAUCCGCAACAAGCGUUUUUCCUUCUCGUCAACGAGCGUUCGAUGGUGUCGAACUCAAUGAGCAUGGCCAAUCUGUACGGUCAGGAGCGUGACCCGGACGGCUUCGUCUACAUGGUCUACACGUCGCAGCCAGCGUUCGGAGCAUAA